Grosmannia clavigera kw1407 is the source of this 1095-nucleotide messenger RNA. RefSeq lists its product as uncharacterized. The coding region runs from base 1 to 1095 and encodes 364 amino acids. NCBI's taxonomy places the organism in Eukaryota, Fungi, Ascomycota, Sordariomycetes, Ophiostomatales, Ophiostomataceae. The record is from RefSeq and is a predicted model, not a curated record. The transcript has 3 exons.
AUGAGUGCACAAGCCCCCGGGCUCGUUGUCGGCUCAUGGACUCUGUACGGCUUCGCCAUUUUCAUCGUCCUCUGGCGCAUGGCCUCGCGCCGUAUGCUCUUUGGUAGUUUUCGAAAAUUCCAGCUGGACGACUACCUGAUGAUGCUAUGCGUGCUCACCUUUACCGGAGUCGUCGUGUCGUCAAACAAAGUGGCGGUGUACGGCAGCAACUAUGCCGACGACAGCGAGAUCGCCACUUGGUCGGCGCAGGAAAAGGCCAAUGCCAGGAUUGGCAGCAAGCUGCUCAUCGUCCUGGAAGAGUGCAUGAUGACUACUGUCUGGCUGGUCAAAGCCUGUCUGCUCCUGCUGUACGGCCGUCUGACUGCCGGCCUUGGCGAGAGCUACGCCGUCCGGAUUGUAGCCGUCUACUGCGCCGUCGGCUACGUCGUCGUGCAGAUCCUCUACUUUGGCGUCUGGUGCCGUCCCUUUCACGCAUACUGGGAGGUGCCAGUGCCCGAUGACCAGCCGCAGUGCAAGACGUACCGCCACCACAUGAUCACCAUGACCGCCUUUCACGUCUCGUCCGACCUCCUUAUGCUGCUGAUCCCCGUGCCACUGAUCGCGCGCACAAACUUGCCGAUGCAGCGCAAGGUCGUCCUCUGCUUCGUCUUCGGCCUCGGCCUUGCUGUCGUUCUCGUCGCCAUCCUCAACCGGUACUACAACUUCACCGAGACGAACAGCUACGUCUUUCUCAUCUGGUACAACGGUGAGGCCAGCACGGCCAUCAUGGUCGCCAACAUUCCCUUUAGCUGGACCUUGCUGCGCAAAAUUUUCUCACUCGAUGCCUGGAGCGUCUCGAGAAAGCGGAGCCAGAACGCGUCCGCCCAUCCCACCGGCACGACAGCCGAAGAUAGGAGUACGCAGAGGCACAGCCAGUACCGGUCGCUGCACGGCCUGGACGCCACCGAGAGUACGGAGCGCAUCACAGGCGACAAGUCCGGCCACGUGAGCCUGCGUGACCUCGCUCGCAGUGGCGACCUCAGCGGCGGAAAGGCCUCGGUGCGGAGUGAGACCACAGAUCUGGAGAGAGGCCUUGAAUACCCCGGGCAGGAUUGA